This is a messenger RNA of Sabethes cyaneus, 1531 nucleotides long. Its product is annotated as NADH-ubiquinone oxidoreductase 49 kDa subunit-like. Gene Ontology annotation, molecular function: NAD binding; quinone binding; NADH dehydrogenase (ubiquinone) activity. The record is from RefSeq and is a predicted model, not a curated record. The transcript is spliced from 2 exons. Gene Ontology annotation, biological process: mitochondrial electron transport, NADH to ubiquinone. Bases 96 to 1502 code for a protein of 468 amino acids. NCBI's taxonomy places the organism in Eukaryota, Metazoa, Arthropoda, Insecta, Diptera, Culicidae.
CUUCCAUCUCGCACGAAAAUUUGCGAAAGGUUGCUAUCGAACUGAAAAAGUUCCAAAGUGAACUGAAAUAGCUACGACUGCAUUUCGUUGGCAGGAUGGCCUUCUCAGUGCUGAAUUCCGUGGUUAAACGGGCUGCUUCGAAUGUUUAUAUAACCAAUUGUUUGCUGAAAAACAGUGGAGCUUUAUAUAAUUCCCAGCAGGUUCGUAAUGCCGGCAAGUGGUAUCCGGAUGAGGAAUUCUUCCAGCAGUUUAAUUCGGCCGUGAUGUACCCGGAUGAGGUUACGUCCAAGUGGAAGCUUCCUCCAUGGAACAGCAAGAUCGCUCCGGUGGAAAAGACCGUCCGUAAUGUGAAGCUGAACUUUGGUCCUCAGCAUCCAGCGGCUCACGGUGUGCUACGUUUGGUUUUGGAGUUGGACGGUGAAACCGUAAUGCGGGCUGACCCGCACAUCGGUCUUUUGCAUCGCGGCACCGAGAAGUUGAUUGAGUACAAGACGUACACGCAAGCUUUGCCCUAUUUUGAUCGGCUCGAUUAUGUUUCGAUGAUGUGCAACGAGCAGUGCUAUUCACUGGCCGUGGAGAAGCUUCUGAACAUUGACGUUCCGCUGCGCGCCAAGUACAUUCGCGUGCUUUUUGCUGAAAUCACUAGAAUUCUAAACCAUAUUAUGGCUGUAGGAACGCACGGGCUAGACGUGGGUGCAAUGACUCCGUUUUUCUGGUUAUUCGAGGAACGUGAAAAACUGAUGGAGUUUUAUGAGCGUGUUUCCGGCGCCCGCAUGCACGCUGCUUACAUCCGACCGGGUGGCGUAGCGUUGGAUAUGCCACUUGGCCUGUUGGAUGAUAUUUACGAGUUUUCUGCCAAGUUUGCGGAGCGUUUAGAUGAGGUAGAAGAUGUACUCACAACCAACCGUAUUUGGGUACAACGUACCGAGGAUAUUGGGGUUGUCUCGGCUGAAGAUGCCCUGAACUAUGGCUUCAGCGGAGUAAUGCUUAGAGGAUCUGGAAUCAAAUGGGAUCUUCGCAAGGCUCAACCAUACGAUGCCUAUCAUCUGGUGGAAUUCGACGUUCCAAUUGGAACUAAGGGCGAUUGCUACGACCGUUAUCUUUGCCGUGUGGAGGAGAUGCGUCAAUCACUGCGUAUUAUCGACCAAUGCCUAAAUCAAAUGCCAGCUGGUGACAUUCGAACGGAUGAUGCUAAACUGUGCCCGCCGACCCGUGCGGAGAUGAAGAACUCCAUGGAGGCAUUGAUCCAUCAUUUCAAACUGUUUACCCAAGGUUAUCAGGUACCCCCUGGCUCUACGUACACCGCUAUCGAGGCCCCCAAAGGAGAAUUUGGGGUAUACUUGGUUUCGGAUGGAUCCAGCAAACCAUACCGCUGUAAAAUCAAGGCUCCCGGUUUCGCUCACCUGGCUGCGCUUGAUAAAGUCGGCAGACACCACAUGCUUGCCGAUAUCGUUGCCAUUAUUGGAACUUUGGAUGUCGUGUUCGGCGAAAUCGAUCGUUAAUAACGUUAAUUACGAAGCAAACAAACAGU